CCGAGCCGAGCCGCCGAUUCAAAUUCCGUGCGCAAUCCGCGGCCAGCCACACCGGUACGCCGGCGAGCUGACGGCGAAGGGAGGGAAGCAAGCCGACGGUGACCACCGCCCUUCGCCUCGGCCUCUGAAACCCCUGUGUGUGUGUGUGUGUGCGCUGCUCUCUCUCUCUCUCCCCCCACUAGCCUGCGGCGGCGGGAGCGGUGGCGGGUUUUUUAAUUUUUAGGGUUCUGGACGGCGACCGAUGGCGGCGGAGGCGGGCAUGCGCGUGGACGUCGCGAACCUCCUCGCUCUCGGGGGUGACCUCGUGGGCGUGCUCGGCGAGAGCAAGGACGGCGAGGCCCUCGCGCAGGCCUGCGCCGGCGCGCGGAUGCUGCGGUCCGCCUGCCGCUCCGAGUCCGGCGACCUCGAGGUCCAACUGAAAAAGUAUCAAGAAAAAAUAAAAUCCUGCAAGGAAAAGAUAGAAAAAACAAAAUCCGAGACUAUUGAUGAUGACGAACUGAACGCUCUGCAAAAAGAGAUGGAAGAGGAACUCCAAGAUGAGCAACGCCUUCGUGAAGAUUUAAGAACAGUACGUCAGGAACUUGAUAACUUAGACAGCCAAAGAGCUUCUAUAGAACAAAGGAAGGAUGCUGUAAGGAAGAAAGAGAAAGACAUGAUGAAGGCACAAAAUAUGCUUUCCAUGUGCGUGUCAGUGACAAAAAUCAUGCCAAAUUUUGAUGACCACGACAAGAUCUCUGGAUAUAUUGUUGAUAAGAGCAUGAAAAAACUAGAGAGGUUCGAGUUUGACAAGAUGACACCCCCUCUUGAUAUAUGUGAUAAGCUUUGGAAUUGGAAGAUGGUUUAAAGGUGAAGAUCAUGUUGCACGGAAGUGACAUUGUGGAAUUUGGACAAUGGACAUCCAUCAGAAUCCUUUUUUUUUGGGGGUACUCACCGUUGUAUCCUGCUAAAGGACCAUACGUAUCAAGUUUGUGUUUCGUGCAGAGAUCUACAAAGUGCAGGUCUAUAUUUGUCUGUAGGUUGAGAUUUGAGAAGGUCAAGAUCCCUUUAACUAGUCCUUGCCUGAUCCUUUUAGGCUGUGUAAGUUGUGUAAUACCUUUUCUUUUUAGAGGAAGUUAUGUAAUAUUCCUAUUUGACAGGCUGUUCCAUCUAUUAUGCUAGUAUUCUGGAAGUUUUUCUCAUUUGCAAGUUGCAAGUUAGCAACACGAUGAUAUUUGAUUUAUUGGAAAGUUGAAACAAUAAAGUGUAAUGCUUUG
Messenger RNA from Oryza brachyantha (malo sina), 1253 nucleotides. RefSeq names its product kinetochore protein SPC24 homolog. Gene Ontology annotation, biological process: regulation of chromosome segregation. NCBI's taxonomy places the organism in Eukaryota, Viridiplantae, Streptophyta, Magnoliopsida, Poales, Poaceae. Bases 242 to 844 code for a protein of 200 amino acids. The transcript has 5 exons. The record is from RefSeq and is a predicted model, not a curated record.